AUGGUGGCCCAACGUCAACCUAUGAAGUAUAAAAAAAAUAAGCUCUAUACUGACGAGGAAGCCAGAAAACCUAGAGAAUGCAGCAGAUCAUACAUGGAGCUCAUACACAUACAUCUUUGUGUUCCAGUUCAUCAUAAACUCACACUUCAGCCAGCUACUGCAAGUACUGCAACUAGUCCCCGAAACAGUCCCACUGUCACACAGACUGUUAAAAAGUUUGCGCGACACACAGCGCCGGCUUUUAGCUUUAUUUGUUUGUUUGUUUGUUUGUGUGCCGCAAAUUAUUAUUGUUAUGUAAUAUAUGAGGAGUAUACCAUUGUGUGGGGUCCGUGUGACACCACUUGUAUAGAGUGCAGCUACGCGCGGUUAGUGGAAGUUGUACCGAGCAAUAACAACUUUAGACAUCGGAUUACGUAUUAUAUUUGGACAUGUUAUUCAGAAGAUAAUCCAAUAUUUCUAUUACAUGAACAUAUUAUAUCUAAGAUCGUGCGGUGCAGUAAGAGAGCAUUGUUUCAGUGCGAUGUAACGAGGUUACGUGUCGACGCGACGUAUGAAAGCCGAUACGAGAACAACAAUCUAAUCAGCCGCGAUACCGAGCGGGUCAGGCAGCGAGGAGAACAUUCCCGGACACACUCGCUAGCGUCUUCUGAUUGCCUGCUACCUAUACAGGAAAUAAAAUAUUUCUCUCUACGUUGUGCCCCUGUAGACAGGCGACGGCUUGUACUACUAACCAUUGUGUAA
Molecule: messenger RNA, 741 nt
Organism: Spodoptera littoralis (African cotton leafworm)
Lineage: Eukaryota; Metazoa; Arthropoda; Insecta; Lepidoptera; Noctuidae
Source: the annotation of a GenBank genome assembly